AUGAGCACGUGUUGUUGGUGUACACCAGGUGGUAUUUCCACCAUUGACUUCCUGCAACACUAUGCAUCUGAGACCCACUCCAGUGAAUUUCGAACAGCUGAUGAAGACCUCUGCUACUGCUUAGAGUGUGUGGCUGAAUACCACAAAGCAAGGGAUGAAUUGCCAUGCUUACAUAAGGUUUUAUGGGAAUUAGAAACCUCACGUCUCAUAAAUCACUUUGAAAAGGCCAUGAAGGCAGAAAUUGGAGACGAUGACGAGUUAUAUAUAGUAGACAACAAUGGAGAGGCACAGCCGUUUGACUUUACUGGCCAAGACUUUGAAAAUAAGCUUCGAGUUCCUCUUCUUGAAAUACUGAAAUAUCCUUAUUUGCUUUUACAUGAGCGUGUUAAUGAAUUAUGCGUUGAAGCACUUUGCCGGAUGGAACAAGCUAACUGCUCCUUUCAGGUUUUUGACAAACAUCCAGGGAUCUAUUUGUUUUUGGUCCAUCCCAAUGAAAUGGUUCGGCGUUGGGCUAUCCUGACCGCAAGAAACUUGGGAAAAGUGGACAGAGAUGAUUAUUAUGACUUAGAGGAGGUUUUGACUUGCCUUUUUAAAGUCAUUGAGUUGGGGCUUUUAGAAAGUCCAGACAUUUAUACUUCUUCUGUCCUUGAGAAGGGUAAACUGAUUCUUCUGCCUUCACACAUGUAUGAUGCUGCCAACUACAAAAACUAUUGGCUAGGUAUUUGCAUGUUGCUGACCAUUCUUGAGGAGCAAGCCAUGGAUUCACUGUUGUUGGGCUCAAACAAACAGAAUGAUUUUAUGCAGUCAAUACUUCACACCAUGGAGAAGCAAUCAGAUGAUGAUAGCGUGGAUCCUUUCUGGCCAGCGUUACACUGUUUCAUGGUGAUUCUGGAUCGCCUUGGAUCUAAGGUCUGGGGUCAACUUAUUGAUCCUAUUGAGGCAUUUCAAACCAUUAUCAACAACGUGAGCUACAAUAAAGAGAUUCAGAAUAUACGGAACAGCUCUGUGAGGACGAGGUUCGAACCGGAGUCAUAUUUGGAUGAUAUGGUGACUUGCAGCCAGAUUGUAUACAAUUAUAACCCUGAAAAGACCAAAAAGGAUUCAGGGUGGAGAUCAGCCAUUUGCCCAGAUUAUUGUCCUAACAUGUAUGAAGAAAUGGAAACAUUAACUAAUGUGCUUCAGUCAGAUAUCGGUCAAGACAUGCGUGUUCAUAACAGCACGUUUCUGUGGUUCAUCCCUUUUGUGCAGUCCCUCAUGGAUCUUAAGGAUCUGGGUGUGGCUUAUAUAGUGGAGGUUAUUCAUCAUCUGCAUUCUGAAGUCAAAGACGUCCUCAACCAGACAGACGCCGUGUGUGACACAGUCACUGAGUUUUUCCUUCUCAUUUUGGUGUCAGUGAUUGAACUGCAUAGAAAUAAAAAGUGUUUGCAUUUGCUGUGGGUUAGUUCCCAGCAGUGGGUGGAAGCCGUCGUAAAAUGUGCCAAGCUUCCCACCACCGCGUUUGCACGGAGUUCUGAGAAGUCAUCUGGAAACUGCUCCAAAGGCACAACAAUGAUAUCAUCUCUGUCAUUGCAUUCAGUGCCAUCUAACUCUGUACAACUUGCUUGUGUGCAGCUGAUCAGAAGUCUCCUUAAAGAAGGCUAUCAGCUUGGGCAGCAGAGUCUUUGUAAGCGAUUCUGGGAUAAGCUCAACUUAUUCCUGCGAGGAAAUCUAUCUUUAGGUUGGCAGUUGACUAGUCAGGAAACCCAUGAGUUACAAACUUGUUUAAAGCAAAUUAUUAGAAACAUAAAAUUCAAAGUACCUCAAUGUAGCACUUCUGUGGCUCUGACUUCUCCAUGUAAAACGCCUCCUGCAUUUUAUAAUAAAGAAGAAAGUGAACAAACAGGGAAGAAGUCUAAAAAAGACAGGCACUGUCUGGAAAACUCCAGCCCAACAUUCUCUAAAGAACCGAUGAAAGCUGAUGCAUGUGAAGUGCAAGAGAGUAUUUUCAGCAAAGCAAAUAAUGCCAUAGAAGAGGAUAAUGAGCAAACUUAUAUAAAAGAUUUGAAACUCAGAGACCAUCUCUCAGCUGAGUUGUGCUUGAAGCCGAGUAGUAAAAGGCUUGUUAAUGAAAGAGCUCGAGGCCAAGUUAAAAUAAGUACAGGGAAGCAUAAGUCUGUAAAAGAGAAUUCCUCAUAUACCCCUCAGAAUUGUACUUCAAGAAAUGGUCCAGAAAAGGUAUUUGACAGAGGAAUAAUAACAUCAACACGUUUGUUGACUGAUUCUAGCAAUGACUCUCUGGAAAAGGUGUCCACAUCAAAUGAGGAUUUCUCUUUAAAGGGUGAUGCUCUUGGCAAAACCUCAAAAGCAAAAACUAAGGCACAUAAAGAUGAAAUCUGUGCUAAGUUAUCACAUGUAAUAAAAAAGCAACGCAGGAAAAGUACCACUUUAGAGGAAAACCUGACUGUAUCUAGCACUGAAAGUUUCCAUUCAAAGAAAGAUACAGGAGGUCAGAAAGGAGAUGGCUUCAUACACAAUCUCUCUUUAGGCCCUAAUGGUAUUCUGGAUGAUAAACAUGGAGAACAAAAAUCUGAAAACAGUUUAUUGCUGAAAAAGAAACAAGUAAACAAGGAACACGAGGUAGGCAUUUUCUCUACCCCUGAACUCAGUUGUCAAAUACUAGAAUGUCAUGUUGGUAAUAAAGAUUUGGUCUCAUUUACAGAAAUGACCAAUAUUUUUGUGGAGAAAGCACCUCCCUUUAAAGAUCCUGUGACUGGACUUGAAUCAAGAGAUAUGGAAAUUAUCAAGAGUACUGCUCAGUUUUCUUCUGAUUUAAGAGAACAGGUCCUUAGCAUCAGUCCUAAGUUUGACACCUUAACAGAUUCUCAGAUCGACAGAGACCUCCACAAAUUAUCUUUAGUAGCUCAAGCCAGUGUUAUUAAGUUCCCAUCAGAUUCAACUCAAAAAAGUUUAUCCCAGCUACAAAGAAAAGUUAAAGAUGAUAGAAGAUGUUUCACAGCCAACCAGAAUAGUGUUAGGGAAACCUGCUGUGGACAGGUCAUUAUUAUUUCAGAUUCUGAUGAAGAAGAUGAUGAUGAUGAUGAAAGAAUUGUGGGUUUUAAGAAACACAUUAAACAGGAUAAAACAUGCAUUGAGAAAGAAUGUCCAGAGCAGCAUACUUCAAUAGCUAACACAAAUGUGGAACAGAAGGUAAUAAAGGAAGAAAAUACAAGGUCCCUUUUGCAGUUUGAGGAAUCUGAUUCUCAGUUUUUUGAGUUUGAAAGUCCAUGUGAAGUGUUUUCAGUUUGGCAAGAUCAGAAACCAGACAACAAGAAUUCAGUUCAAGAGAAUGAAGAAAAUUCAUGCUUGACUCAUGUAGGUGAUAUCACAAAUGAUUGGGGUCAUGGUACAGAUUAUGUAUCUGAGGAGGUCAUUAAAAAAGCAGCAGAGGGCAUUGAGGAACACGCAGAACCACGCAGUAGUAGUAUUUCUGUUGAGAAAUUUUGUGAGAUUGAAGUAAAAAAACCCAAGAGAAAACGAUAUGAGAAAGCUGCUAUGGCUGAAGAUCCUCUGAGGCCUUCAUCUCCUGUCAAAAGUGAGGACCAGUCUGAUAUUCUUAAUGAGAGAGAUGUGACUGAAAAUGAUUUUAAAAGUAUAGACAUAAGGACUACAACUCCCAGUUCAAGCGUUCAGAGAACCACUACGGUUUCCCUGAAGAAAUCUCCACCAAAGCUUCGCACUUAUUCCAAACGUGUUAGGAGAGUCUCACUUUCUAAAACUCCUAAAAAAACACAUUCGGAUACCAAAACAGGGCAGAGUAAAAGUUCAAAUUACAUAAGUUGUAGAACAACUCCUGCUAUAGUGCCACCAAAGAAAUUUCGCCAGUGUCCUGAACCAACUUCAACGGUUGAGAAACUUGGUCUGAAAAAGGCUCCUCGUAGGGCAUUUGAGUUGUCCCAGCGAUCUUUGGAGUGUUUAGCUCAGUUACGUGACCAUGGCAAAACUGUUGGAGCAGUUGAUACCCGGAAAAAGACUAAAUUAAUUUCUCCUCAGACUCUCUCUGUCAGAAAUAAUAAGAAACUGCUGACAAGUCAAGACCUUCAGAUGCGAAGGCAGAUGAGACCCAAAGCACAGCAUAACAGACAAAGAUGUUUUGAUUAUCAAAGUACAGAUACAACACGAGCAGGCCCACAUGGAGCACAGAAUUCUGACAAAUUUGUGCCAGAAUCAGAUACAUCAGAUUAUAGUUAUAAAGGAGGAGUUGAGGUAACUGCUAAAAGUAAGGAAAAACAGUUAAUAAAAUGUGUGUCUUCUGAAACAGAACCCAUGAAAGCAAAAUAUGCUGCUCAGGUAGCUGAUGACACCUGUCUUUUGAACCAGUGUACUUCUGUAGUAUUAAAUGGAGAAAUACCAACAAAUGAAAUAGUUGUUUCUACAUCAGGGGACCCUUUAGGUGGAGGUGACCUAACAGUACAUCAUUUAGAUGUGGCAGCUUUGAAAGAGGGAGAGCCUGAAUCCUGCAAUGACGUAGAGGAAGAUAAUAUAUUUUUAACACAACGUGAUCCUGAAGAUAUGGAUUUAUGUUCACAAAUGGAGAAAGAGAAUGAUAAACUCAUUGAAGUCGUUCAUGGAAAAGGUACAGUCCAGGCAGAAGAAGAUUCUGUGAGUCGGCCUCAGUUGGAAUCUUUGAGUAGCACAAAAUGUAAGUACAAAGAUUGUGUUGAAACACUGAAAAACCAGGGUGAAUACUGUUCAAAACACUCUGAAGCUAAAGCAGCAGAUGAAGAUAUAUUUCGUAAACCUGGCUUGCCUCCCUCUGCAUCUAAACCUUCGAGACCUCCCACUGCUAAGAUUUUCAGCUCCAGUAGCACUUCACGAAUUGCUGGCCUUUCCAAGUCUUUGGAAAAUACGGCAGCGCUCGUACCAACUCUGAAAAAUAAGUCAAGUGGGGUACAGUCUGUUCCGAAAGUACCACAGCCAGUCUCUCCAGUGUCCAAGAAGCCGGUGGCUGAAGUGAAGGGUUUGUGCAACGUUCUGCAUUCUCAUACUCCAAAUAAUUCCAACAGGCAAGGCUACAAAGUUCCAUUUUGUGAAAACAGAUCUUUUUCGGCUUCCCCUCCAGUAAAUGUUCUCUUGUCAGCACAGUCCAUCUCUGAUACCUUCGUUAAAGAGGUCUUAAAAUGGAAAUACGAGAUGUUUGUGAACUUUGAUCAGUGUGGACCCCCGUCAACUCUUUGUCAGUCCAUCGCAAGACCUGUGCCUGUGAGAUUUCAAGAUGGUGGAGAUUAUUUUGAUGUGUUUUUCCCUUUGAUGAUACUGAAUACUUUUGAAACAGUGGCACAGGAAUGGACCAGCUCUCCAAACAAAGAGAAAUUCCAUCAGUUGCAUUUACGAAAAUUUCCUUCUGAGUAUAAAAAAUACUGGGAGUUUGUGGUUUAUCUUGAGGAAUGUGAACUAGCUAAACAGCUUCAUCCAAAGGAAAAUGAUUUGGUGUUUUUGGUUCCUGAAAGACUAAAUGGAGAGAAGGAGGACAUAGAGAGAAAUCACAUGCAAGAUCCCCAUGAAUAUUACUGUGGUUAUGUUCAUAAAUUCCGCCGCACUUCAGUCAUGCGUAAUGGGAAAUCUGAGUGUUCCGUUUCCAUCCAGACUCAACAUAAUUUACCAGUCAAUUUAAAUGAAUUCGUGAAAUGUCUUGUAAUCAGCUCUCUGGUGACUACACAAAGGAAGUUGAAAGCCAUGUCUUUGCUGAGUGGUCGGAACCAACUGGCCAGAGCCGUUCUGAAUCCAAACCCCAUGGACUUCUGUACAAAAGAUUUACUAACUACAGCAUCUGAGAAAAUUAUUGCCCACCUAAAAGAUUUCAAUGAAGACCAAAAGAAAGCAAUAGAAACUGCAUAUGCCAUGGUGAAACACUCCCCAGCAGUUGCCAAGAUCUGUCUGAUUCAUGGACCACCCGGGACAGGAAAAUCAAAAACCAUUGUGGGCCUCCUGUACCGCCUACUGACAGAGAACCAGAGGAGGGGACGUUCAGAUGAGAACUCCAAUGCCAAAAUCAAACAAAACCGUGUCCUUGUGUGUGCGCCUUCCAAUGCAGCUGUUGAUGAACUUAUGAAAAAAAUUAUCCUUGAAUUCAAAGAGAAGUGUAAAGACAAGAAGAAUCCUUUGGGAAACUGUGGAGAUAUAAAUUUACUCCGUCUAGGUCCAGAAAAGUCUAUUAAUGCUGAGGUCCUAAAAUUCAGUUUGGACAGCCAAGUUAACCGCAGAAUGAAAAAAGACUUACCUUCUCAUGUUCAGGAGAUGCAUAGAAGAAAGGAAUUUCUAGAUCAUCAACUAGAUGAACUUUCCCGCCAGCGUGCUUUAUGCCGAGGUGGAAGGGAACUACAGAGGCAAGAAUUAGAUGAAAAAAUUGCCAGAGUUUCAAAAGAAAGGCAGGAGCUUGCUUCUAAAGUUAAAGAGGUUCAAGGACGCCCACAAAAGACACAGAACAUCAUCAUCUUAGAGUCCCACAUCAUCUGCUGCACACUGAGCACGAGUGGUGGUUUGCUGCUUGAGGCUGCUUUCCGUGGGCAAGGGGGUGUCCCCUUUAGUUGUGUCAUUGUUGAUGAGGCCGGACAGUCUUGUGAAGUUGAAACUCUUACUCCGCUCAUCCAUCGUUGCAACAAGCUCAUCCUCGUAGGAGAUCCUAAGCAGCUCCCUCCCACGGUCAUUUCUGUGAAGGCCCAGGAGUAUGGCUAUGACCAGUCGAUGAUGGCCCGCUUCUACAAACUUCUGGAAGAGAACGUGGAGCACAACGUGAUUGGCAGGCUGCCUAUCUUACAGCUCACCGUUCAGUACAGGAUGCACCCAGACAUAUGUCUCUUCCCUGCUAAUUACGUUUAUAACAGGAACUUGAAAACAAAUAGAAUGACAGAGACCAUUCGGUGUUCAUCUGACUGGCCAUUUCAACCCUACCUCGUGUUUGAUGUUGGAGAUGGUUCAGAAAAGCGGGAUAAUGAUUCAUAUGUAAAUGUUCAAGAAAUAAAACUGGUAAUGGAAAUAAUUAAACUUAUGAAAGACAGAAGAAGGGAUUUUACUUACCGAAACGUUGGCAUAAUAACCCAUUACAAGGCUCAGAAGAUGAUGAUUCAGAAGGAUUUGGACAAAGAGUUUGAUAGAAAAGGGCCAGCAGAAGUAGAUACCGUGGAUGCCUUCCAGGGUCGUCAGAAAGAUUGUGUUAUUGUUACAUGUGUCAGAGCAAAUGCCAUGCAAGGUUCAAUUGGGUUUCUGGCAAGUUUGCAGAGAUUGAAUGUCACCAUCACACGAGCCAAGUACAGCCUCUUCAUCCUGGGACAUUUGAGGACCCUGAUGGAAAACCAUCAUUGGAAUCAGCUGAUUCAGGAUGCGCAGAAGCGUGGUGCCAUUAUUAAGACUUGGGACAAAAACUAUAGACAAGAUGCAGUGAAGAUUCUGAAACUCAAGCCUGUACUGCAGAGAAGUCUGACUCACCCUCCUGCUAUCGCCCCAGAAGUGUCCAGACCCCAGGGCGGAGUGCCCAGCAACAAGCUAGACAGUGAAUUUGCCAAGAUGUCUAUUGCUUCUUCCCUGUACCCCUCACCCUCUGACUCCAAAGAAGCCACUGUCACUGUUACUGCAAAUGACCCUGAAAGGCCACCCAUUCAGGACUGGCUUCGGGACCCACGACUGCUUAGGAGGAUGGGCUUGGGCUGUGAAGCCAAAGGGAAAUGCCUCAGUGAGCUGCAGCCCUCCAGCCCCCAGUAUCCCGGAGCAACGCCUCCCUCUGGAGAGCCAGGCUCCCCUGGAAGUCACCAGGAUCCAACCAGUAUCGGGCAGCAGCCCCCCGCCAAGGGAGCUGCUGUGAACAACCACAGACCUCACGCGCCGUGCGACCCUCCAGCUGUUAGUACCGAUGCUUCCACGAGUAAGAGAAAAUGUGCCCAGGAAGGGGAGGCAGUCAGCCACAGUAGGGAGACCAGGGCCUUCCCUGAGGGGGAUCAGGAGAGGUGUGGCUCUCUGAGCCACCACACAAAGAGGAACUCAGGCUGGGACGAGAGGGGGCUGGAGGAGGAGGACAGUAGCUCGAAGAAGAGGAAGCUUUUAUAG
Lipotes vexillifer (Yangtze River dolphin) is the source of this 8076-nucleotide messenger RNA. RefSeq names its product senataxin (gene SETX). Gene Ontology annotation, molecular function: helicase activity; transcription termination site sequence-specific DNA binding. The coding region runs from base 1 to 8076 and encodes 2691 amino acids. The transcript has 24 exons. Gene Ontology annotation, biological process: termination of RNA polymerase II transcription. Gene Ontology annotation, cellular component: nuclear body. The record is from RefSeq and is a predicted model, not a curated record. NCBI's taxonomy places the organism in Eukaryota, Metazoa, Chordata, Mammalia, Artiodactyla, Lipotidae.